AUGGAGUUCCCGGCGCUCCAUCUUCAGAAUGAAUGGCGACAAGUUCCGGAAGUUCGUAAAGGCUCCACCUCGAAACUACUCUAUGAUUGUUAUGUUCACUGCUCUCCAGCCUCAGCGGCAAUGCUCUGUUUGCAGCUCAACAUGAACUCGGCUCCCACAUUCAUGCAUUUUCCUUCAAAAGGCAGACCCAAGAGAGCUGAUACUUUUGACCUUCAACGAAUUGGAUUUGCAGCUGAACAGCUAGCAAAAUGGAUUGCAGACAGAACAGAUGUUCAUAUUCGCGUUUUCAGGCCACCCAACUACUCUGGCACCAUUGCUUUGGCCCUGUUAGUGUCGCUUGUUGGUGGCCUGCUCUAUCUAAGGAGGAACAACUUGGAGUUCAUCUAUAAUAAGACUGGUUGGGCCAUGGUGUCUCUGAGCUAUAUCCAUGGGAGCAGCCAGGCCCAGUUUGUGGCAGAGUCACACAUCAUUCUGGUACUGAAUGCUGCUAUCACCAUGGGGAUGGUUCUUCUAAAUGAAGCAGCAACUUCCAAAGGGGAUGUCGGGAAAAGACGGAUAAUUUGUCUCGUGGGAUUAGGCCUGGUGGUCUUCUUCUUCAGUUUUCUACUUUCAAUCUUUCGUUCAAAGUAUCACGGCUAUCCAUACAGCUUUUUAAUUAAAUGAAGCCGAGUGGGAUUUGCAUAAAGUGAGUGUUUACUCUGAAGAGAAGCGGAUCCCAACGCUAUCUUAUUUGGAACUCUUGAAUUCAUUCUUUGUUGAUUGUGAUACGCUAGCUUAUUCUUGUAAAAUUUUUUUAAACUGUGGAUUUUCCUAAAGAAUUUAAUUUAUAAAAGUGGAUAUGUAACAUUCAGUAAUCCACAAUGGAACAUCAAAGUGUUUUUUCAGUAUUCUCAGUGUAUGCCACUGGAGUGAAAUAAAUAACAGUGUAACUAUGAAUUCACGUUUUAGAACUAUGUUUGCUCCUUAGUAAAGAAACCACAUGUUAGUAAAGGAAUCCAUGGAAUGUAUGUAAAAGAAUUAUUAGUACUGUACAAGGAUAGAGCCUCUGCAUGAAAUAUGUCGUGUGGACAUUCUUACUGCUGUUCCACUUAUAAAGGACGUGCACUGUUACAAAAGUGUUUUGUUCUUCUUACCAUAACUAUACCAUGAUGCAUAUAGGGCAAAGGGCUGGAUAAUGUCAAUGCCAGUUCAGAUCCUUAUCCUCGAGAAAGGAGCUUUGGGGGACCCAAGCCUCAAACAUGCACUGUGUCACCAUGACUCAAAUGGAAUCAGGCAGUAGAACCGGAACAUCAUGACUGUCACCUACUGUUUCUCCAUCUCUUGAAGGAUUGUUCAGAAAUUCUGACUUAGGAGAUCAAACCUAAUCUUCUAUGGUCAUUUUCCUUUUGUUUAGUGAAAGCAUCUGCCUUAUGAAUGCCCUGGGGAUCCAUUAACAGUUUUCCUAGAAUGGCUCAAAUAAAUUUAAAAAAAAAAUCAAAAACAAAUAUAGGAAUAUAACCAUUGUUACCUUUGGAACUGACUUAAAUUUAUGCAGCACAUCCACAUACAUUACAGUGUUCAUUCCUCACAUCUUCUAAAUGGACAGAAAUACAAGAAAUUUUCUGUGCGUUGCAGCUGAAAACCAAAAUAUAAGUUGUGCUUAUAAUCAGAUUUUCAAACUUUAAAGCCUAUUUUUUUCACUCUGUACUACAACUGGAGAUGAAUUCAGGAGAUAUUUAUUUGAUUCAGUAAGUUUUAUCAUUUUUAAAAGCUUAUUAACUAAUUUUCACUAAGAUCUGAAUAACAGAAUUGUGGAGUGAUUUGUCCACUGGCAAUCUCAGCUGUAUAGUCACAAAUAGGAACAUGGUGUAUAGCCACUGAGUUUAUCUAUUUUGUACCUAUGAGUUUCUAAAACAGUGGGAAAUAUACAAGUUUAUUGAGCUAUAUCCUAGGAGAGUUGUGUAUGUUAUCUUUUCAAAACAUGGUAAUAUUCUCUGAAAUUACAUAGUCAGAACUAUAUUAACUUUAUUAUAUAGUCUUAAAUCUAUUAUUAAACCAUAAUUUCUUUAGUUCAGUUCACAGACAAUAAAUUCGGUAUUGAUGUCAUUUAUGAAAAAUGUCAGCAUCUAUUUGAUGCCUAUCCCUAGUUAUCAUUUGAAUUGUAAUUGUGAUUGUGUAUCCAUCUAUUAUUUCUAUAGUUUUAAAGUUAAUUGACUCAGAACUUCAGAGAAUGUAAAUAGAAUUUGUUGCCAAACUUUACAAAUAACAAAUAUUUAUUAUAAUUAAAUUUAAUUGUUGCCUAAAUCCCAAAAUUAUCUACUUAUGCAGUUAGUUAAAUGAUACUGGCAAAACAAAUCAUUGCUUGCUCUAGACCUUAUAUCCAUGAGCACAGCCAGGUCACCCUCAGCUCAUGUGAUAGAGGUGGGAGGUAGGUAUUUCCUUAUCCUAUAUUUGUAAGAGUUUUUCCAGGCAAAGUUUAGCAAUUUCCUCAAUAUGAAAAGUAAGUCAGUUAAUUACGUUUAUUUUUCAAGAGCCGACUCUAGCUUCAGGGGGAUUCAAUGCCUCUGACCUCCCUAGCACCUGCACGUGUGUGCACAUACUCAAACAUAGAUACAUAACAAAAAAUCUAUUUUGUUAAAGUUUUUUUCCCUAAUUUCCUAACUUAAAGUUACAGGUGGAACAAAAGUGAUGGUUCAGCAGUUGAGAGUGUUGACUGUUCUUCCAGACGAUCCAGGUUGGGUUCCAAGCACCCACAUCAGGUGACCUACAACCAUCUAUAAGUCCAGUUCCAGGGGUCUGACACUUUUAGCCUAUAUUCACUGUAUUGAAAAUUUUCAUUAAAAGUCAUCAUACAUUUGACAAUCUCUCACUAGAAUUUAAAAAGUUUUUAAAAUGACUUUUCUUCUAGGAGAGAAAAAUCAUGAUAGAAAAAUCCCCUUUCAAGGAGUUUCAUUUUAUGAUGGCAUUUGCUGGUCAACUUGUUGGAUUUUCCUUCAGCACAGUGCUCCUUGUAUUAUGUAUGCAAACAAAUAAACCCAAUAGUAUGUACUAGCCAUAAAUUUCUCUUACAAAUAAAAUAAUAUUUCUCAUCAGUUAUAA
Messenger RNA from Peromyscus leucopus (white-footed mouse), 3078 nucleotides. RefSeq names its product tumor suppressor candidate 3 (gene Tusc3). The transcript is spliced from 7 exons. The record is from RefSeq and is a predicted model, not a curated record. NCBI's taxonomy places the organism in Eukaryota, Metazoa, Chordata, Mammalia, Rodentia, Cricetidae. Bases 1 to 663 code for a protein of 220 amino acids. Gene Ontology annotation, cellular component: oligosaccharyltransferase complex.